AUCACAAUGAUGAAUCGAUUAAUCGAAGUAAUCGAUUAAUUUGGGACAUCUCUACAUCAGAGCAACAACAAAACAAAAACAAGACUACAAAUUUGUCUGAAAAUGUGCGAAAUGUGUCGAUAAUAAAUAAAUAUUUCCAGCUAUUUUAUCGAGAGUUAAAAUAAAAUAUAAUGUAUAAGUUAAGAGUUCUACUAAACAACAAACACCACAUCAAUCGUCUGUUUUGUUCCGGAACGGGGUUCAACAACUUUUAUGAGGCAACAAAAUUAUUCUGUCCUCUUCUGGAUAUGAAUGAAUCUACUAUGUACAAAAUAUUUAGUGAAAACAGCUUUCUCAAAGAUUUAGAACCAGAUGACGUGCGUCGUAAGAUUGCAUAUUUCAAGUAUUUGAAUGCAACUACGGAAGACAUCCUCAAACACCCAUUGCUGUUCACAGUGCACUUGACGAUCGAGAAUAGAUCCACAAUCCUGCGGGAGUGUGGAUUUGUGGAAACAUUAAAGCUCGAUGCCAUCGUAAAAUAUGUAUCAAUUGUAAGGCAAAUGAAGGUUCUUAAAGAUUAUAAACUCAUUCCGUUUGAUCUGAGCAUUAUGGAUCAACUUGGCAAGCAGUUUGACAUCGAACUUAAACCCGAAAUUGAUUACAGUGACGACAUGUGUUUGCAAUUCAUCCGUAACCAAUUCAUCAACGCAUUUCUUCGACAACGAUUACAAUUCACAGAUGAGGAAUUGGACAAAUUAUGGAAGACAUAUUCUAGGAUUAAGCAUAAAAGCUUUGGAAACACUCAGCGAGUGAUAGAUAUUUUGGAGCGUGACUACAAAUUUAGUCGAAAUAAAAUCAUACGGAACCUCUACCUCCUACACGCUGAUCCGGAAAACUUGCUGCGCUAUCCGGAUGUUGUGCCACAGAUAGCCCAAAUGGACAUAAGACAUUUGAUGCUGAAACAACCGAAGAUCAUGAUGGUGUCGUGCGAUUCAGUGAGGCAAAUACUGGAUCAUUUCCGCGCGUUUGGAAUCGACGAAGCAGGAAUUCUUAAAUAUUCCACUAUUCUGACGCUAUCGUCCAGUACGAUUAAAGGUCGAUUGGAGCAGUUGAAGAAAACGAAAGAAUUCGACGUGCUCUCGAAACAUCCCAGAAUUACGAAAUUAAUUGCGUACCAAACAAAAGCCACACUACGGUUGGACUUCUUACAGCAGUUGAAAGUUCGAUGUUUCUCCUUAAAUAUUCUGUCUAGUCACACGCAGAAUUUUGAAAAAUACGUCCGGGAUGGUUAUGACAAAACGCAUUGGAGAGACGUCAAACAUUAUAUCAACGUGGCAUUUGGAUGGCAAGACAAUAAAGUUCUCGAGCAAUUGAAGCGACAUCCUUAUUGGUUCCAUGUACCAGUUGUACAGAUGCAAGAAACCCUAGAGUACCUCAAAAGUAAAGGAUUUUCGCCGAGCACUAUUUACGAAAACAUUCAAAUAAUGCUGUAUCCUUUACCACGCAUUAGCAGUAAACUGGAAAACCUUAUGAAGUGCAAAGAAAUGAGAAAAAAGCAUGAUGAAUUUGGCAUUGAACUGACUGACGUGACACCGUCGCAAAUGCUUUCGUUAUGCCUCUACAUGAUUGAGUUCGACUUCCAUUUCACAGGAGAUGGGAUCUGGCCGGAACAGGCAUAUAGCGACUCUGCUACUACCACAAAUAUUGAGUUGCCGAAAUCGCUUAGCAAAGGAUACAGAUUUGGAACGACAGCAUCAGAGAAGAAUCGCCAAAGGGAGCAACUGGCCUCGGAUUGUUGAAAUGUUAACUUCGUGAAAAAACAAACAAUAAGAACAACAACACUAUGAUUCUCUGGAAAGACAUAUCCUACCUAGAUCUAUUGUGCGAUGUCUACAAUGGGCCUAGCCUUCUAUGCUAAGUUAUUAAAUUUCAUUGGGUAAGUGAAAUGAACGUAAAUAUCCUGCCCCAG
Armigeres subalbatus is the source of this 1948-nucleotide messenger RNA. RefSeq names its product transcription termination factor 5, mitochondrial-like. The record is from RefSeq and is a predicted model, not a curated record. Gene Ontology annotation, biological process: regulation of DNA-templated transcription; termination of mitochondrial transcription. NCBI's taxonomy places the organism in Eukaryota, Metazoa, Arthropoda, Insecta, Diptera, Culicidae. Gene Ontology annotation, molecular function: double-stranded DNA binding. Gene Ontology annotation, cellular component: mitochondrial matrix.